GGCAGGUGAGAGAUUGACGUCAGGUCGGAUGUAAACAGCCGUGCAAUAAACCUGCUCCUUUGCUCUACCGGAAUACAUCGCUGUUUGAGGAUUGCUCAUAGAAAGUGAGCAAAAAUCCAGGAUGGUGAUAAAAUGAUGACUGGACGGAGAGAGCAGUCUGUUGAAGGGAUCGUCCUCCAACGCCAGACGGUGAAAUAACAUAAACUUCCACACAACAACCGGAAAUGGCGAGUGAUCGGGUGGCCAUCCUUACGGAUGAUGAGGAGGACCAGAAAAGGAAAUAUGUUCUGUCUGAACCAUUUAACACUCUGUCCCUGGGGCAGGUGGCAAACACUACACCAUCCGGUCAAACAGCACCGCCUGCCCCCACUGACACACACCCUUCUCAGCCCUCUCAGAAUAUGGACUGCACAGAGAGGUGCUGUGUGCGAAUAGACAAUCAUCUCUUGAUUUCCAAGGUCUUCUACUUCUUCUUUUACUCCGCAUAUGGCUCUUUACACCCCCUGCUUGCUGUGUACUACAAGCAGCUGGGAAUGACACCCAGCCAAAGUGGCCUGCUAGUUGGGAUCCGUUAUUUUAUAGAGUUCUGCAGUGCGCCUUUCUGGGGAGUAGUGGCGGACCGCUACAAGAAAGGGAAGGCGGUGUUGCUGUUUUCUGUACUCUGCUGGGUGUUCUUUAACUGCGGUAUCGGCUUUGUCAAGCCAGCAGCUAUGACCUGUGUCAGUAAGGACCCUACUGUUGCGACACCAAGCAAUUUGACAAACUAUACGCAAACUAGUAACCAUACCAGACAAAGAAGAUACUUGAUUGAGGAUGUGUACUCUGCUCCUCCGCUUUCUCAGCCAAUAUUAGCAGCAUAUGGACCUCACUCUAGAUACAUUCGAAGUGCAAAUGUGAAUACCACAAGCACUCCCUCUGGAAACUCCACAGAGAAUCCUGUCGGCAUUACUAUGCUGUCUAACUCGUCAACAGCGUCGCCCCGUACCUCGACAGUAACAUCAAAAUCUACCUCGACAAUUGAAACACAAGCUACCACUGCCAAACUCAAAGAGUAUUUCAUAGUUUUUAAUAAGGAACAAGUAGAUACGAUAUUUCUCUUGAUCCUCUUGGUCAUUAUCAUUGGUGAGUUCUUCAGCGCCCCGGCUGUGACCAUUGUGGACACCGUCACUCUUCAGUACUUGGGACAACACCGAGAUCGUUAUGGACUCCAGAGAAUGUGGGGAUCUCUGGGAUGGGGUAUCGCUAUGCUGUCAGUGGGCAUUUGGAUCGACCACACGCACAUCACUAUCUUCAUCCAGGGCUCGGGUUGUGUCCUGCCCAUCUACAAGAACUACCAAAUUGCGUUCAUCGUUUUUGGAGUCCUGAUGAUGUCAGCGCUGAUAGUGGCGACGCAGUUCCACUUUGACAACAGGGUUUAUCAGUCAGAUGAGGAAGAGGACAAGAAGGAGGAUGUGGAAAUACCUCAAGUCGUUCAGGAAGUCUCGUCUCCAGAGUCCAGCCCAGAUGAUGCACCCAUUUGCCCAGAAAGCAACCCGCAACCUUUUCCCUUCAAAGAUCUCUUCCGGACCAUUUGUGGCAUCCGGUAUGGUACGGUUCUCUUUGUGGCCUGGUUCAUGGGGUUUGGUUACGGUUUCGUGUUCACCUUCCUCUAUUGGCAUCUGGAGGACCUGAAGGGCACCACCACUCUCUUUGGCAUCUGCUCGGUGCUCAGUCACGUGUCUGAGCUGGCCGCUUAUUUCAUCAGCCACAAACUCAUUGAGCUUGUUGGACACAUCAGAGUCCUUUAUAUCGGACUGGCCUGUAACACCGCACGCUAUCUGUACAUCUCCUACCUAGAGAAUGCAUGGAUAGUUUUACCCAUGGAAGUACUUCAAGGUUUGACACAUGCAGCAGUGUGGGCGGCAUGCAUCUCGUAUUUGAGUGCUGCUGUUCCUCCAGCUCUGCGCACGUCGGCUCAGGGGAUCCUGCAGGGGCUGCACCUGGGGCUGGGGAGAGGCUGUGGAGCCAUGCUAGGAGGGGUUUUUGUGAACUACUUCGGUGCUGCAGAAACCUUCAGAGGCCUCGGAAUGGCCUCUCUGGUCACAUUACUCAUCUUCUCUCUGAUACAGUGGCUGUUUGGUCAGAACGAGGAUAAAAAGGGCUCGAUGUUGGCUGAGAACAUCCCAGUUCCCUCCAGCCCAGUGCCUAUCGCCACUAUUGACUUAGUCCAGAACCAAUCCGCAUCUCAGCCAAACCCCGAAUCAAAGACGCCUCCUAAGAAAACCAGGCAUCAGGAAGAGCAAGAAGAUGCCAACAAGCCGGCCUGGGUGGUCUCUGCUUCCCCCUGGGUCACCAUCGCUUUCGCCCUCUAUCAGAUCAGAGAUAGGGUCACUUUGUCAAAGAAAGACCCCUGUGGUGAAAGUCAAGCCCCGCAGGAGACAAAUGAGCAAACCUCAGCGAUGCCACCUGCUGAUGAAUCCACAUCUUCGCAACCCGAUACAUUAAGUCCAGCAGAAUAUCUCUCCCAAGGACCUACUACCAGUGCAUUCAUUCCUCUAAACACACAUCCUGUCCGUCCUGUGGAAGAACCGUCUCCAUCUGCAGGGAGAAACGAACCAGUAGAGAACUCGGCACCAUUGCCAGGGCACUCCAAACAGCAGCCUCCGAAAGCACAACCACAAUCCAAAAUCAACUGAACCUGUUUGGGAUAUAGCCUUAUGAUUUAGAGACAUGUUACGGGGUGUGAAAAGUGACAGCUGACUUUGGACCAAAAAAUAUGUUGACCUACAAGGUGUUCUACUUUAGCGAGGGAUUUGUUUUCCGAGGCGAUAAAAUCAAUAUGCUUUGCACUGCCACAGUUGAUGUCUUGCCUUAGUCACAAAGGGCCUGCGAGUCUCUGUACAGAAUGCUUGAAGGUCAGUGUCUAUGAGGAGAUCUGCACAUUACUGAGCGUUUAAUGCUUAUAAUCCAACAGCUGAGGUCCUUCAGUGUAAUAUACAUGGGACUUUGCAAUAGAGAAGCAUAGUUGCUUUGCACUCUGUAUGUUAUUUUGCUAAUCGUGCUUCCAUAUUUCUUGUGACCAAAUUUAAAUAUAAAAGCAUCUACUCUGUAUAUAAUAAAAUAUGUAAAAGCCAUGCUGUGUUCUGUUAAAUAUACGCAGUUAUGCAUAAAACCAAGAGUAUAGUAGCUAUUACAAACCAUCAAAAGGUAUUGAUUUGCACUAUAUGGUGUCUGAAACCAUCUGCCUCGCAGCUUUGUGUAUAAGUGACCUCUGCUUAUGUUUACAUAUGAUGAAACAAUACAAUAUUCUGGUUGAGAAUUUAGCCAUUUGUCUUUUUGUAUUAAAUUAGAUGGCAAUAUAAAAGACUGUAAAAACUUGAAAUGUUUAUAAUAACAUACAUUCUUCAGAUAAAAGUUCAAUAAAAAGGAAAGAAUUGAAAUGGAAGCAUGUAGAUAUGUAAACCCGCAUGAGUUGAUGCACCAUCCACUCAGAUAUCGGCCCUCCAAGACUAGGAUUGGACAUCCCUGCACUAAAGGUCAUGGUGAUUGAAAAUAAUAAUAAUAUAUAUAUAUAUAUCAGAUGGGAGGAAAAAAUAUUUUAGUGCUUUUGUGCUCCCAAAGAACCUUUGCAUUCUCCCAAAAACACAAAGUUUCUGGGGGGGGGAAUACAAACAUUUUGCCAAUGAAAAAGGUUCUAGGGAGAACGCCAAAAUUUACGUAAAAGCAGAAGCUUUUUAAUCACAAUGUCCCUUGAGGUUUCCUAUCAUUUUAUCAUUUGUGAGCUCCAAAAACGAC
Molecule: messenger RNA, 3774 nt
Organism: Sinocyclocheilus anshuiensis
Lineage: Eukaryota; Metazoa; Chordata; Actinopteri; Cypriniformes; Cyprinidae
Product: major facilitator superfamily domain-containing protein 6-B-like
Exons: 7
Coding region: 225-2675 (816 amino acids)
Biological process (GO): antigen processing and presentation of exogenous peptide antigen via MHC class I
Cellular component (GO): plasma membrane
Source: RefSeq, a predicted model, not a curated record